Messenger RNA from Ruditapes philippinarum (Manila clam), 2811 nucleotides. RefSeq lists its product as uncharacterized. The record is from RefSeq and is a predicted model, not a curated record. Gene Ontology annotation, biological process: DNA integration; DNA recombination. Gene Ontology annotation, molecular function: DNA binding. The transcript has a single exon. Bases 1 to 2811 code for a protein of 936 amino acids. Lineage: Eukaryota; Metazoa; Mollusca; Bivalvia; Venerida; Veneridae.
AUGGCAGAAAAUAACCACAGACAAAUGGGUUUUAGAAAUAAUCCAACACGGUUACAAACUGGAGUUUCUAAAAAUACCACCUUUUCAGGGUAUAAAACCUACAAAAGUUCCUUUAAAGGACGAAACUGUUAUAAACACAGAAAUAAACAAUCUUUUAGACAAAAAAGCUAUAGAAAUUGUGUCUCCCAACAAAAUUCAUUCAGGUUUUUACAGUACGUUGUUUCUAGUGACAAAAAAGACUGGGGAUUUGAGACCAGUCAUAAACUUGAAACCCCUCAACGAGUAUCUCCACAAACAACAUUUCAAAAUGGACACAUUAUCAAAAGUUUUGAACCUUGUCGAGAAAGGAGACUGGGCUCUCACUCUAGACUUAAAAGACGCAUAUUUCCACAUAAAGAUAUUCAAGGGUCAUCGGCAAUAUCUCCGCUUUCAAUACAAAGGUGUUGUUUACCAGUUUCGCACACUUUGUUUCGGUCCGACAAGUGCACCAAGAGUUUUUGUCAAAGUAAUAUCUGUAGUGGUGGCCCACCUACGAAAGCUCAAUGUGCGUCUUGCCAGUUACCUGGACGAUUGGUUACUGGUAAAUCAAAAGAAAGAUUUUCUUCUAAGAAACAGAGCACUAGUUCUCAGUCUCCUUUAUCGACUAGGUUUCAUUGUAAACAAAAACAAAUCACAAUUAGUACCAGUUCAGUCGUUGACUUACAUAGGGGCUCAGUUCGAUUUGAUAAACGGCAGUGUCUCUCCAACUCUAGAAAGAUUAAAAAAGUUAAAAAAAUCUGUGUCAAACAUUCUGGCAGGUCAAACAACAGCCAGACAUUAUCUGAUAUUAUUGGGCACAAUUGCAUCUUGUCUAGAAAUGAUUCCGAAUGCAAGGUUGUUCAUGAGACCAAUUCAACUGCAUUUGCUUCAGCAUUGGAGUCCACACAGAAUGGUUCUUUCUCAUGUGGUUCCUUUAACUCCUCAGCUGAUUUUAAAUCUAAAUCGGUGGUUACUGGAUCAAAACAUAGCAAGGGGCAAAUCUUUUCUGAAAGAUGCCUUUCCAGUUACAGUGACCACAGAUGCAAGUGGCAAAUGGGGUUGGGGUGGUCACAUGGACAACCUAACUUGUCAGGGUCAGUGGACCAUAACACAGAAGUUAUUACACAUAAACUGUCUGGAAAUGAUGGCAGUGAUGUUCAGUAUUCAGCAGUUCCUGUCUCACUUGAAGGGUUGCAAUGUACUGGUCAAAUCGGACAAUACUACAGUUUGUCAGUACAUAAACCAUCAGGGGGGGACAAGGUCUGCUCAACUGAACAGUAUAACUUGGGAUUUAUGGCAUUUGGCUCUGAAGAACAAUAUCAAGUUAAAAGCAGUUCAUAUAAUGGGUAUAAAGAAUGUGUUAGCAGACACUUUGAGUCGGGAACUAAUAAGGGAAACAGAGUGGUCUCUGAACAGUGCUGUAGUAGAGAAAAUAUUCAGUCUUUGGGGUCAACCAAUGAUAGAUCUUUUUGCCACUCACAAGAACAAGAAAACUCUCCUGUUUUGUUCUUGGAUUCCCCAUCCACAAGCCUUUGCUCAGGAUGCCCUGUCAAUUGCAUGGCAGAACAUGUUUGUGUAUGCGUUCCCGCCAUUGCCUCUUAUUCCCAAAGUUCUCAGUCACCUGAAGAAAUACCGAUGCACUAUGAUUCUCAUUGCUCCACAGUGGCCGAGACAACAUUGGUACACACAGAUACUAAACCUCUUGAUAGCAUGUCCAUUGAGACUUCCAUGCAUUCCGACUCUUUUAACACAAUGCAAGGGGAGGGUUCUUCAUACCAACCCAGAGAAGUUGAGUCUGACUGCAUGGUUGUUAUCGACCGAAAGUUCAUGUCAAAAAACCUUUCUGAAAAAGCAAGAAAACUUUUGGCCAAAUCCUGGAGACAUGGUACUCAAAAAGACUAUAAAUCUAAGUUCAGACAAUUUUGUAGCUGGUGUUGUGAACGGCAAAUUGAUUCAUAUACAGCCUCUUUAACUGAUUGUGCAGACUUUUUGACACAUUUAUUUGAAAAAGGCUUACAAUAUCGCACUAUUAAUGGAUACAGAUCCAUGCUAUCAUCAGUUUUAGCACCUGUGGAGAAUAUUCCUAUAGGUCAACAUCCUUUUAUUAUUCGCCUUCUUAAAGCUGUUUUUAACGAACGUCCUCCAAUUAAAAAACUUGUGCCUGAAUGGAAUCUUCUUUUCAUUUUAGGAUGUCUGGAAAAAGCUCCAUUUGAACCUUUGAGAGAUGUACCAUUGAAGUAUUUAACAUGGAAAACCUGUUUUUUACUGGCUAUAACAACUUUUAGACGUUGCAGCGAUCUACAGUCUUUACAAUUAGGUGAAGGCUCUGUUAAUGUUCAAAAACAUGGACUUACAUUUAUUAGACCAGGGUUAUCUAAGCAGGAUAGACCAAAUCAUUGUGGUAAAAACAUUUUUGUUCCUGCGUUGCCAAACAAGUUUUUGAACCCUAAACGUUGUUUAACUUACUAUUUAAAAAGAACUGAACCUUUUCGUAUUUCUGAAAAUGGACAAGAUAUUAUCAAGUUAUUUUUAUCUAUGAAAAAACCACAUAAACCAGUGACAGCGCAUACAAUUUCAAGAUGGUUAGUGGACAUUAUCAAAUUUUGUUACAAAAAGGAGAAAAAAUCUAUUGGGAAAAUUAGAGGACAUUCUACACGUAGCAUUGGACCUUCAUGGGCGUUAUUCAAAGGUGCAUCUCUUCAACAGAUAAUGGAAGCGGCAGAUUGGUCAAGGGAGACCACUUUCACUAAAUACUACUUAAAGCCAGUAAAUGUAGAUUUCAUGAAGCUGUGA